AUGUUUACGCGAAAACAACCUCACCAUGAAGAAUACGAAAUGGUAGAUCAAAGUGUGCCGCGACACCACACCAAUACCCUGAGUGAUUCAAUUUCCACUCCAGCAGAAGGUCUGGUAUCAGAUAGCCGGAGUUCAUCCGAUUCACAAACAUCUGACGUCUUUGACGAUUUGGAAAACUUGUCUGCUGAAUCGGGACAGAAAGUUGAGGAUUUUUAUGAUAGCCCGGUGUUUCAAUCAAUUUUCAAUCGAUAUACCAAUAAAGGAUUCAACCCAAAAGCAUGCUGGAUAUUCAGUCUAUGUAUCAUUAUAUUGUGGCUCGGAACCCUAAUAUUGUAUUCACAAAUGAAUCCAUCAAAUCUCAUUUCAAGUUUACGAUGGAAAACCAGUAUUGUUCAAUUGAAUGGUGAAAAUAUAACAAUCAAUGAAUAUAGCCCCAGCUACAAGAAUUUGAGUUUAUAUGACUGGAGAACUGGGAGAUAUUAUAUACCCGAGAAACAAAUACGAUGGUUGACUCCACAUCAAAACCCCAAGAUCAAACUGGGAAGUGGGUUUUAUGCAGUUAAUGAACACGGGAAAUUGGUAAUUCAACAAGUCAAUAGUGAUUCCAAGGAUGUUCUUAUAUCAAAUAGUCGAUUUGCUUAUGGUAAUGAUUUUUUUGAAAUUCAAGAUUUUAUUUUAAAUCCAAUGAACUCUGCCGAGGAAUUAGACAAUACCCAUAUUCUUAUUACUGAUAGGUUAGAACAAUGGAGACACCUGAGCUUUGCAUUGUAUUGGUUAUUCAAUCCAUUAACUUUCAAGUAUACACCUAUUCAACCACCAGAAAGUAAAAAAAAAUUGGAGACUCAAGAGGAUCCGUUUGCUCCAAGAGUUUUACAAAAGUUACAUUAUGCUGAUUUUUCCCCGGAUGGGAAAUUUGUCUAUUUUGCAUUCGAGCAUGAUUUGUAUCUCCAUGAUUUGUCAACCAAUGAAGUUCAUCAAAUCACAAAAGAUGGAUCACCAAAUAUAUUUAAUGGGAAGUCAGAUUGGAUAUAUGAAGAAGAAGUUAAUGCUCAAGACAGAAUGAUUUGGUGGUCCCCCGAUAGUUCACAGUUCAUUUUUGCCAAGAUUAAUGAUACCAAUGUGCGUGAGGUAGAAUUGGACUAUUACGCAAAGGCAAACUCCGAAGUCACUAACCAAUACCAGGUGCCAAACGAACCUGAGAUGGGUGGUGUGAAUCAGUAUCCUAUAAAGACUUCGUUGAAGUAUCCAAAACCAGGCACACCAAAUCCUAUUAUCUCGUUGUACAAUUACAACGUGAAUACAAAAAAGGUGAAACAAUUAAAUGAUGACGAUACCAGACUCGGAGUUGACAAAAUCUUGUACGAUGCGAAGUGGAUUGACAGCAAGAACUUUUUAAUGAAACAAACCGAUCGAACAAGUUCUAUUUUGUCCAAAAAGUUAUAUCAACCAGAGAAACACGAGGUUCGUGUUAUUAAUUCAACAAACGUGACUGCAGAUUAUAAUGGCUGGGUUGAAAAAAUGAGCCCUAUGACUAAUUUGGAGGAUGGCAAGUAUAUUGACAACAUCGUGGUGGAUAAUAGAAAUGUGUUGGCUGUUUUUGACAAUCCAGAACAGUCCACUCCACUGAAGAUCUUGAUGGAAAACCAAAACUGGGAAGUCAUUGGCAAGGCUGUGUAUGAUAAACAAGAGAAAUUUAUUUAUUUCAUGAGUACUAUAAAGAGUUCAAUGGAUUCUCACUUACUAGGAAUAGACAUGGCCGAUAAUUACAAGAUGUACAAUAUUACAAACACAACUAGUGAUGCAUACUAUGAGGCUGAUUUUUCUAUAGAUGGCCAAUUUCUCAAUUUAAAGUAUCAAGGUCCUGAUGAGCCCUGGCAAAGAUUAAUAGAUAUGGGAGAUGUUCAUGAUUACAUCAAAGGAGAAGAAUUUGACGAGUCCUUGAUAGAACAGGAAGUAAUAUUGAAACAGCCAAUUAUAAGCGGAAGAACUGAUUUGAGAAAUACAAAUAUUCCUACUUCUAGGUUCAAGGAAGUUACAAUAGGUAAUCCAAAGGAUGAAGUUUCAUUGAAUGUUAUGGAAAUUUUGCCUCCUAAUUUCAAACCUUCAAAAUAUAAGUAUCCAUUAUUUGUUCAUACAUAUGGUGGGCCAGGUUCUCAGAAUAUUUACAAGAAAUUUGAUAUUGGAUUUUUACAAAUCAUUAGUGCAAAAUUGAACUGUAUUGUUUUAGUGAUAGAUCCACGAGGAACAGGUGGUAAAGGGUGGAAAUUCAGGUCUUAUGCCAACCAGAAAUUAGGAUACUGGGAACCAAGAGAUCUUACACUAGUGACAUCAGAAUAUAUCAGCAAAAACAAAGACAUUAUUAAUAAAGAUAGAGUUGCACUUUGGGGUUGGUCAUAUGGUGGUUUCGUCACAUUAAAGACUUUAGAAGUUGACAAAGGAGAGACAUUCAAGUACGGUAUGGCUGUUUCUCCAGUAACCAAUUGGCUAUUCUAUGACUCGAUAUAUACAGAAAGAUACAUGAAUGAACCAUCCAUGAAUCCUAAUUAUGAAGCCUUUGGAAAAAUCAAUGAAAUCGAGAAUUUCAAAUCUGUGCAGAGAUUUUUGAUGAUGCAUGGUACUGGAGAUGAUAAUGUACAUAUUCAAAACCUGAUGUGGUUAUUGGAUAAGUUCAACGCAGGUAAUGUUGAGAAUUAUGAUGUUCAAUUUUUCCCUGAUAGCGAUCACGGUAUCACAUAUGAUAAUGCUGGAAUUAUAGUAUUUGACAAAUUGUACAACUGGCUAGAUGAUGCUUUCAAGGGACGAUUUGAUAAUCUUUUAUAG
This is a messenger RNA of Candida tropicalis MYA-3404, 2820 nucleotides long. It is a transcript of the gene STE13, whose product is annotated as Ste13p. The transcript has a single exon. NCBI's taxonomy places the organism in Eukaryota, Fungi, Ascomycota, Pichiomycetes, Serinales, Debaryomycetaceae. The record is from RefSeq and is a predicted model, not a curated record. Gene Ontology annotation, biological process: proteolysis. Gene Ontology annotation, molecular function: dipeptidyl-peptidase activity; serine-type peptidase activity. Bases 1 to 2820 code for a protein of 939 amino acids.